This is a messenger RNA of Caenorhabditis remanei, 2724 nucleotides long. RefSeq lists its product as uncharacterized. Lineage: Eukaryota; Metazoa; Nematoda; Chromadorea; Rhabditida; Rhabditidae. The transcript is spliced from 6 exons. The coding region runs from base 1 to 2724 and encodes 907 amino acids. The record is from RefSeq and is a predicted model, not a curated record.
AUGUCCGAGUACGCAGAAUCAAUUUACGCAGAUUCCGUGAUUGAUUGGGAUCAAGGUUUUGAUAACUACGAUGAAACCCUGACUGAAAAACCACGUGGACAGCGUAGAUGGCUUGGAAAAGAGCAUCACCGAGGAAAGGAACGUCUUCACAAUUCAGUGAAGGACAGGACCUUCAUCGAGAAGACUGUCAAAUCGACAGACCCACUGAGCAAGAGAUCAGCUGACCGAAUUGAAGAGUCAACCAAAGACGAACUGAAGCUCAAUGUAUUAUAUUCAAUGGAUAAAAAGAAUCGUUGGAAUGAUGCUACUACUGUAACUCUCUUGCGUAGUGCCCCAGAAAACUUGAACGUUGAAGUUGUGGAGAAGAACGCAUUGGAACAAUACGGUUUCUUGUAUCCCAACAAAUCAACAUUUGCAGUUCACUCGAGAAAAGUGAGACAAGAAGAUGCUCCAGGAGAGUUUGAAAUCAGAAAAGCCACGUCAACAUCCAGCAAAGGCCAAGAUUAUUCCAAUUUCCUUCCAAAGUCUCGAGAGUUCAGCAAGAAAGCGAAUGCAAAGAUAAUGACUGUCCGACAUGAAGAAGAGGGGCCAGUGGAGCUACCUACAGUAACCUACAACAUUUACAAGACGCAUCACAGCAAAGAUGUCGUUGGAAGUGAACUGUUCAAAGCAAAAGUUGUCUCCAAAUCUGGUCGUCAUCGUGCGAACAAGAAAAUCGAUAUGGAUGUGUAUGAUGACGAUGAAUAUUUCGAUGACGAAGAAAAUGAGUUUGAAGAUUCAAACCAUCAAUCCCAUGCCAGAAGCAUCUUGGAUCUCACUGAUUACGUCGUGGAGAAUAGUAAGAAACAAGUUGUUCGUAGCAAACGAAAUGCCAGUGAGACCUCUUACGAAAUGAUUGAUCAUACGGAUAUUGAGUAUUCCCACCAGUUCAACAUUCAAGGAUACCUCAACCAGGAAGGAUUCACUUUCAUCGAAUCCGACAUCACCUUCAGCAAUCAAACCGCCUGUUUUGAAAAGCAAAUUAAUGAACUCCGAGAGGAAAGGGAUUUGAAAAUCAAGGAUCUCCGACCCAAUCAAUACUUGAUUGAUAUUACAAAAAGAUGUCAGUCGGAUGGAGCUAAAAAGAACGGAGAAACGACUACUGUGAUGGUUUUCACACAUCUGAAACAGAAAACUUUCAACGUACUUCUUAACUCCACAAUCAUCUGUCACCCCGAGAAAAGAAGCGACGAAUAUUUGAAAAAGCUGAUAUCCAGUGCGACAUCAAUUCUAGAAGCUAUCACUAGAGUAUCAGGAGAACUCAAUCAAAACCGAAAUACAAUUGAUAUGAUUUCAACUUCUGGAAAAUACUAUGGGAAGAAGGAUUUGACAGAACUUUUGAAUGAUAGCACUGUCUGGGAUUUUCAAACGAAAAAGAUGCAGAAAAUGAACUGGCCAAAUCAACAUUACCAUGCUACGUGGGCAAAUUCUGAGGAAUUGAGUCAAAUUGGUGGAAAAUUGGAAUGGAAUGAUUUGUGUGAAAUGGUUAAGACGGAGAACAGACUGAAAACUUGUUACACUUUCGAAGAGAACUGUGGAGAGUGCAGUCGAAAGAAGAGAUCUCAUGAACUGUUUCUUGUUAAAAACGAAUCAAAAGUCAAAUGCACUGACUGCUUGAGGAAUCAAUUCUAUCGGGAAUUCAUGGCAAACAGACUUCCAAUUGACCUGGAAACUGAUACUGCUGAAGAACUGGAAUAUCUUCCGACAUUCAUCCCUCUCCCCUUACUGAAUCUUUAUAUUCGAAUGGUUGCUGAAACUAUUUACAAAGAUCUUGGAGCCACCGGAGAUUUUGAAAAAUGUCAGUCUUGCAAGUCAGCCGUGUUCUUUGAGGAUCUAACUUCCGAAAACGAAAAGAAAUCUGUAAAUCGUUCGUGUCCUUGCGGCUAUUCUUGGUGCAAAGAGUGCAGAAAUGUUCCUCACUGGCCGAUGAACUGCACUGAUUUCUCGGAAUGGGAGAAGAAAUGGCUUUUGAGAUAUUCAAUGAUGCACGCUCAGGGAUCGGGGUCGGAGGCUCUCCUCCAAAUCACUUGCUCUUGUGGUAGUGCGAUCAUGAAUGUGCUUCUCCCUGCUGGAAAAUUCAUCAGCUGUCCGAACUGCAAGACAAACGUAAAUACUGAAACAAUGCAUUCCAUUUAUGAGCCGUACUACUGGCCAUACUCUCCACGUCAACGAGAAAGAUUGAGACAGUACUAUCGGGACCAUAAGAAUGAGGAUUCUUAUCGAUACGAACCAAUAGCUGAAAUCCGUACUGAUAUCACUAAGAUUCCGGCAAUCAAACAAUCAGUUAUGGAAGUUUGUGGGGCAGCGAGAGACGUGCGAUUCGAUUUGAAAUUCCGGAAUCAAAUGGUGAAACGAGAGCACGCAUUGAUUCGAAAAAACACAAUAGAAACCGAAGUCGUUGAGAAUCUCUUUGGAACAACCGCAUAUCUUGCGGAGAAUGUGACAGCAUGGAUGCACAUGAGCAAUCAAAAUGAUCGCAAUGUGAAGAACACAUUGGAAACAAUGAUGGAGAAUAGGAAGAAUCUAAUUGAAGUUUUGGAGGGAGGAGAUCAAGAAUCUAUUAAGGAAUGCAUUCGAACACUCAGAAUUCAAAUAGAUUCAGUUGUUUCCAGCGUCGAGAAGAAACUGAAUGAUGCUACUCCAAGACAACAAUUUUCUUAUUCUAAUCACACUGAUUGUAUCUGA